GGCGUGUGAGAGUGAGCCACAAGAAAAGGGAGCGCGCCCGCCGCCGCCGCCCUCCUCCGGAGAGAGGCUGGAGUGAGGCUGUGCGAAGCGCCGCAUUUCAAUGAGAGCCGGCAGAGGCGCAUCCCUGCACUAGCGGCUGCAGCUGAGACGCCCGCGCUCCCCAGCUGCUGCAGCCCAGCCCCGGCCCCGCCGCCGCCCCGCAGCCCCGCAGCCCCGGCCGCGCCCAGCCCGGUGAGGACAGCACCAGGAGGCGGCCCCGAGCGCGGCCACAAAGACCCCCGGCAGCGUCUCUCUGCGGACCGGUUCCACUUUAACUCCGUCAUGUCCUUCGGCAGAGACAUGGAGCUGGAGCACUUUGACGAGCGGGAUAAGGCUCAGAGAUACAGCAGAGGGUCGCGGGUGAACGGGCUGCCCAGCCCAACGCACAGUGCCCACUGCAGCUUCUACCGAACCCGCACGCUGCAGACCCUCAGCUCCGAGAAGAAGGCCAAGAAAGUUCGUUUCUAUCGAAACGGAGAUAGAUACUUCAAAGGGAUUGUGUAUGCCAUCUCCCCAGACCGCUUCCGAUCUUUUGAGGCCCUGCUGGCUGAUUUGACCCGAACUCUAUCGGAUAACGUGAAUUUGCCCCAGGGAGUGAGAACGAUCUACACCAUCGAUGGGCUCAAGAAGAUUUCCAGCCUGGACCAACUGGUGGAAGGAGAGAGCUAUGUGUGUGGGUCAAUAGAGCCCUUUAAGAAACUGGAGUACACCAAGAACGUGAAUCCCAACUGGUCUGUGAAUGUCAAGACCACCUCGGCUUCCCGGGCAGUGUCCUCACUGGCCACUGCCAAGGGGAGCCCAUCAGAGGUGCGGGAGAAUAAGGAUUUCAUCCGGCCUAAGCUGGUCACCAUCAUCCGAAGUGGGGUGAAGCCACGGAAGGCUGUCAGGAUUCUGCUGAACAAGAAAACUGCUCAUUCCUUUGAGCAGGUUCUCACUGACAUCACCGAUGCCAUCAAGCUGGACUCGGGAGUGGUGAAACGCCUGUACACCCUGGACGGGAAACAGGUGAUGUGCCUUCAGGACUUUUUUGGUGACGAUGACAUUUUUAUUGCAUGUGGACCGGAGAAGUUCCGUUACCAGGAUGAUUUCUUGCUAGAUGAAAGUGAAUGUCGAGUGGUGAAGUCCACUUCUUACACCAAAAUAGCUUCAUCAUCCCGCAGGAGCACCACCAAGAGCCCAGGACCUUCCAGGCGCAGCAAAUCCCCUGCCUCGACCAGCUCAGUUAAUGGAACCCCUGGUAGUCAGCUGUCUACUCCACGCUCGGGCAAGUCGCCAAGCCCAUCACCCACCAGCCCGGGAAGCCUGCGGAAGCAGAGGAGCUCUCAACAUGGAGGCUCCUCUACUUCCCUGGCAUCCACCAAAGUCUGCAGCUCAAUGGACGAGAACGAUGGGCCUGGAGAAGAAGUGUCGGAGGAAGGCUUCCAGAUUCCAGCCACAAUAACAGAACGAUACAAAGUCGGAAGGACAAUAGGGGAUGGAAAUUUUGCUGUUGUCAAAGAAUGUGUAGAAAGGUCAACGGCUAGGGAGUAUGCUCUGAAAAUCAUCAAGAAAAGCAAAUGUCGAGGCAAAGAGCACAUGAUCCAGAAUGAGGUGUCUAUUUUAAGAAGAGUGAAACAUCCCAAUAUUGUUCUUCUGAUUGAAGAGAUGGAUGUGCCAACGGAACUGUAUCUUGUCAUGGAGUUAGUAAAGGGAGGAGACCUCUUUGACGCCAUUACUUCAACCAACAAAUACACGGAGCGAGACGCCAGCGGGAUGCUCUACAACCUGGCCAGCGCCAUCAAGUACCUGCAUAGCCUGAACAUCGUGCACCGGGACAUCAAGCCAGAGAACCUCCUGGUGUACGAACACCAAGAUGGCAGCAAAUCGCUGAAGCUGGGUGACUUUGGACUGGCCACCAUUGUAGACGGCCCCCUGUACACGGUCUGUGGCACCCCAACAUACGUGGCUCCAGAAAUCAUUGCAGAAACUGGAUAUGGCCUCAAGGUGGACAUCUGGGCAGCUGGUGUAAUCACUUACAUCCUGCUGUGCGGUUUCCCUCCGUUCCGUGGAAGCGGUGAUGACCAGGAGGUGCUUUUCGAUCAAAUUUUGAUGGGGCAAGUGGACUUUCCCUCUCCAUACUGGGAUAACGUUUCUGAUUCAGCGAAGGAACUCAUCACCAUGAUGCUGUUGGUCGAUGUCGAUCAGCGAUUUUCAGCUGUGCAGGUCUUGGAGCACCCCUGGGUUAACGAUGACGGCCUCCCCGAAAAUGAACAUCAGCUGUCAGUAGCUGGAAAGAUAAAGAAGCAUUUCAACACAGGCCCCAAGCCGAACAGCACGGCAGCUGGAGUUUCUGUCAUAGCAACCACCGCUCUUGAUAAGGAGAGGCAGGUUUUCCGACGAAGACGCAACCAGGAUGUGAGGAGCCGGUACAAGGCCCAGCCAGCUCCGCCUGAACUCAACUCGGAAUCAGAAGACUACUCCCCGAGCUCAUCCGAGACUGUUCGCUCCCCAAACUCGCCCUUUUAA
Enhydra lutris kenyoni (northern sea otter) is the source of this 2544-nucleotide messenger RNA. Its product is annotated as doublecortin like kinase 1. Gene Ontology annotation, molecular function: ATP binding; protein kinase activity. The record is from RefSeq and is a predicted model, not a curated record. The transcript is spliced from 17 exons. The coding region runs from base 322 to 2544 and encodes 740 amino acids. Gene Ontology annotation, biological process: protein phosphorylation; intracellular signal transduction. NCBI's taxonomy places the organism in Eukaryota, Metazoa, Chordata, Mammalia, Carnivora, Mustelidae.